AUGGAAACCAUGGAUGAAUUCAAUGAAAAUGAAGAGGACAGAAAUGCCGCUAAACAACACAACGAAAACGAAAUAAAAAAUCUUGAACUUUCCAAGGCGAGAUACGAGAACAAGAAUACAAAGUUGGAAGCAGAAAGUACAGACAUACUGAAUAAAAAUGAUCAACUAUUCGAUCAAAUUGACAAGCAAAUUAAACAAUGGAAAGAAUUUGAAAAAGAACAAGCAGAAUUAUACAAGAAUCAAUUGGAACAGCGCGAAAGACACAUGGACACAAUUGCUUCCGAAGUGAAGAUUGUUGACGAGAUCGAAGUAGAAGCCAUUCAUUUUGAACGUGAAUUGACCAGUUAUAAUGAGCAUAAGAGCGAACUUGAAAGAGAACAAAAGGUUUUACAACAAGAACUGGAUGAGAUCAAACAGAAAGAUCAAGAAAAUGCUAGUCGACAAAAUUAUCUUCAGAUGUCAUUGAGAACACUACGACAAGAAAUCGGCCGUAUUCAAAGAGAAUUACAAGAAAAUCAGGUGUUACUCGAUAAUGAGAAAGAGACGCGACAAAAUUUAGAAAAAAAUGUGGAAGAAUUGCGUCGAGCAUAUGAAAAGGCUGAAGAAGAUAUCAAAACAGUGGAGCGUGAAAUUGAAGUUUAUGAACAAGAAGCACGUAAACUUGAAUUAGAACGAAAGAAUCUGGAGAAGGAAGUAGAGCAGAUGACAACAGCAAUUAACAGACUAGCCAAGAUGCUCGAACAUAAGAAAGGCGAAUUGGUUCAAAUGCAAACGCAAAUAGAUACAUCCAGAGAGAUGAUGGAACAAUUGAAGGGUGAAGUGGAAAGGUUACAAACGCAACUUCAAACACACAACGAGAAACUAUUAAAAGCAACUCAGGGGUUGCAACAAGCUGAAGCACAAUUGAAAGUAUUGGAUGAUCAACGAAAAGCUCUUCAAGACGAACAACGUAGACUUGAGAAAACUUCUCAAGAUCUUGAUGAUAUCCUUGUUGACAAAGGCAAUCAAAUGAAACGACUUCAACAAAAAUUAGAUGCUGUCACGGAAAUAUACAAUCGUUCUCAAACUCUUGUUCAACAACUGACAGUUAAACAAACGGAAUUAACUGAAGAAGUCGAGACAUUGAAGAAUGAAGAGGAUAGGUUAACAAAACAAGUAGAAACAUUGACUACUGAAGCACAAAUAUUGUCGAAUCAGAAGGAUGACGCCAUUCAAGAUCAGAGAACUACCGAAGCGACUAAUCAAGAAGCUCAACGAAAUUUGAACCAACUUAAGCAACAAGAGCGUGAGCACAAUAGCGAAUAUGCAAGGGAGAAGAAUAACGAAGAACGCGCCAGACUUCAAUUAGAAGAAGCCGAGCAGGAACAAACUAGUGCUGAAAAUGAAGUAAUUGCUGCUCAAGCUGAAGUCAAUUCAUUUAAGUCUCAUAGUUUGGCAUGGAAAAUCCUAGGUAUACUUCCUAUGCUAUCCAAUUUAGCCUCAAACAGGAAACAAGAACAAAGUCGAGCCGACGCAGCACUUCAAAGAGCGAAGGAUAAGGUUGAUACAAAAAAAUCCAAAGUUUCAGAACUAAAGGAUAAACUCAAAGGUAUCGAAUUUCGCAAAGAGGACUGUAAGAGAAGAUAUGAAGCAACGAAAGAAGCUCUUCGAAAGCAAGAAACAAGUACCAACACAGCAAAAAUGGCUGUGAAUGAAUCUAUCAGCGAAGUAAGACGACUAACCGAACAGCAUCGAGAAGCCGUUCGACGGCAAAAACAGUGCGAAUCAAAUCUACGUAUGGCAAAUACUAAACUGCAACGAACUGAGGCACAACGAAGUACAACCAUCAGCGAACUGGAACGUCGACAAGAAGAUUCGAAUUCACACAAAACUCAAAUGGAAGAUGUGACGGCAAGCAUAGAAAACGUGAAUACAGAGAUCAGCAGACACAGACGAGACAUAGAACAACAUGAAAAAGUGCGGAAUUCUAAUCUCGAUGCUCUCUCAACGAAGGAACGUGAACAUCAGGCACAAUCAAAAGUGAUACAAAAACUUAAAGAUGACAACAAAAUUCUAACAGACGUUAUUGGCAAUGUGAGCAACAAAAUCAAAGCCAAUGAACGUGAAAUGGCUCAUGAACAGACACUUUAUAAUGCGAAAAAAAGUACUAUCGAAGAAUUAAACAAUGAUAUAAAGAAGAGACAAGAUACACUUACCAACAUUCAAAGUAAUCUGGGAAGAAAAACUACUGAACUUAGCGACAAGCAAAAGCAGAUCAAAGGCAAUACUGGUCGAAAGAGAGCCUUGGAGAAAGACGUAGAGAAUAUCAAAACAGAAAAAGGAAAAAAGGACAUCGAACUUCGAGAUGCACGCUCUCGCGUUCUCGAACAAGAAAACAAAGUGAAACGUCUCGAUCAACAAUUGAAAUUAUUAAAUGGCCGUGACCAACAACUCUCCAAUCAAGCUACAAUUGCGGAGAAUAAACUAGAACUAAAUAGAAGUGAAAUUAUAAAGAGUACGAUGAAAGUUACUGAAAUGAAUAGGAGUAUAAGCGAUAAACGUACACGACAAACAAACGGACAAAGAAUAAUUGAUGCAUCAAACACGAUACUUAAAGCUCUUGAUGAUCAAAUGGUCGAAGCCAAUGAAAAAAUUCGCCAGCGUGAAUUUGAAUACGAGAAAUUGACUGACCAAUUAGCACUAAUGAAUACGACGCUCAAUGCGAACGAGCAAGAGAAAAUGGAAUGUCAUAAAAAACUCAAAGAACUUGAUAAUGAAAUUACGUCAUUCAAAGUACGUCAUUAUCAACAGCAAGAAGAAUAUCAUAAAGAAUCGAACAAAAUUAUACUCAGACAUCCUGAAGUAGUACGAAUUCAAAAUCAAGAAGCUCAAAGAAAUAUACAUUUACAAAAACAAAAUAAGAACUAA
This is a messenger RNA of Rotaria socialis, 2907 nucleotides long. The record is from the annotation of a GenBank genome assembly. NCBI's taxonomy places the organism in Eukaryota, Metazoa, Rotifera, Eurotatoria, Philodinida, Philodinidae.